Phytophthora nicotianae INRA-310 is the source of this 285-nucleotide messenger RNA. RefSeq lists its product as hypothetical. Lineage: Eukaryota; Oomycota; Peronosporomycetes; Peronosporales; Peronosporaceae. The record is from RefSeq and is a predicted model, not a curated record. The transcript has a single exon. The coding region runs from base 1 to 285 and encodes 94 amino acids.
AUGCGCACCUCGUUUAGUAUCACCUUUGCUCUCAUUGCUGCCAGCUUCAGCUCUGUUGGCGCAAUGGCCAGUGGUGGCCUGCGUGGCGUGAACGACGUCGGAUCAGAGGAGCGCAAGCUCGAUCAAAUCGAUGGCUCUGGGUCUGAUGAUUCGAUCAUCUGGGUUGAAGGCAGCAAGCCUGAAUCAGAGCGCGAAUACACAAACUACCAUCAUGGUCAUCAAAAGAAGGUCUGCCAGAUCAACUUCCCGAAGAAUUGCUGGUACGUCGAUAUUUUCGACCAGUAA